AUGACUAAAUCUGAGAUGACCCCAUCCGACAAGACGGCUACCGCCGACACUUCGCCCGACAACAGCAGCAAUGCCGAGGACCUGUACAUUGGGGCUCCAGUUGAUGGAGUUGUUGGUAAUGAUUUAGCAUUGAAAGAAGUCCACACUUUAACCGAUUUGAACGCAAAGGCUCGCGACUUCAGUCGUGUCUCCGACCCCAAGCGAAUCAAGGAGAUCUGUUGUGAGCGCAUACCUUCAUGGUCCGGAAUGCAGAUGACUCCAGAUGAUGUACAGGUAGAGCAAAUCAUGGCCGGUUUGACCAACCAGCUUUUUAGCGUAUUCUCUAAGCGCCCUGAAGUAGUACCAGCGAAGGUACUAUUUCGCGUAUAUGGUGAUACGGUGGCAGACCUAUACGAUACGAAUUUUGAGGUGGAGGUCUUUAAGACCUUGGCGGCCAAUCACGCUGCCCCAAAAUUCAUUGCCGAAUUCAACGGAGGAAGAAUAGAGGAAUAUAUAAACGGACCCGCACUCCUCGUCAAGGAAAUGGGGAACCCCAGCAUUGUGACUGCCAUUGCAAAUAUUCUGUCUAAAUUCCACCGGCUGCAUUUGCAUGUACCUGAGAUGCAGCGCUGGAAAAGCGAUACGGCUUGGGUGUUCGACGCCAUCCACAGAUGGGGGAAGAAGGCAGCUCGCCUAGUGGAGUUGGCCGAGUCGGAAGCUCUGAGACAAGAUGCCCCAGUUCGUAGAACAGAAAGCUUUGGCACCACCGAGGACGUUCUCAUCGACAAGAGCAACUUGAUGUCUUUAGCGGAACGCAAAAGUAUGGUAAAGAACCUCGAGCAAACCGGCGUCACUGAAAUGCUCAAGGAAAUUGACCAUAUUGAGGAACUCUGUUUGCCUUCCCACAUCGACAGAAACCACCCUCUAGUCGCGUUGGCAUUUUGUCACAACGACACGCAGGAAAACAAUAUUCUUUGUACCGGCACUCGUCUCCGGUUAAUUGACUUCGAGUACUCAAAUUUCAGUCAUCCCGCGUUCGACAUAGCGAACUUCUUCUGCGAGAUGACCAUGGACUAUUGCCAUCCGGACCCGCCUUAUUACACCCACAAGAGCGCGCCCGAGGAUUUCCCACAGGACGAACUGAUUAGGCUAUUCGGUAGUGUAUAUUUAUCGGCAGUCACCGGCGAGACCGUAUUGCCGGCUGAUGAGCAGCUGAAUUUAUUUGUCGAGAUUGUACAUCGUUUUGCGCUAGCGAGCCAUUUGAUGUGGGGAUUCUGGUCGAUUAUUCGGGCCCCCCAGGCAGCCACAAACAGUGACUUCGAUUUUCUGUUGUACGCGAAAAGCCGGUUUGACGCGUACAGGAUGUGGAAAGACAGGAGGAACUUUUGA
Messenger RNA from Gregarina niphandrodes, 1368 nucleotides. RefSeq names its product choline/ethanolamine kinase. Gene Ontology annotation, molecular function: ethanolamine kinase activity; choline kinase activity. The transcript has 3 exons. The record is from RefSeq and is a predicted model, not a curated record. Gene Ontology annotation, biological process: phosphatidylcholine biosynthetic process; phosphatidylethanolamine biosynthetic process. Bases 1 to 1368 code for a protein of 455 amino acids. NCBI's taxonomy places the organism in Eukaryota, Apicomplexa, Conoidasida, Eugregarinorida, Gregarinidae. Gene Ontology annotation, cellular component: cytoplasm.